AUGGGGGAAAAUGAGGAUGAGAAGCAGACCCAGGCUGGGCAGAUAUUCGAGAACUUUGUCCAAGCUUCCACAUGCAAAGGUACCCUUCAGGCCUUCAACAUCCUCACCCGACACCUGGACCUAGACCCUCUGGACCACAGAAACUUUUAUUCCAAGCUCAAGUCCAAGGUGACCACCUGGAAGGCCAAGGCCCUGUGGUACAAACUGGACAAGCGUGGGUCCCACAAAGAGUAUAAGCGAGGAAAGUCUUGUAUGAACACCAAGUGUCUCAUCAUUGGGGGAGGACCGUGUGGUCUGCGCACUGCCAUUGAACUUGCCUACCUGGGGGCCAAAGUGGUCGUGGUGGAGAAGAGGGACACCUUCUCCCGGAACAACGUGUUGCACCUCUGGCCUUUCACCAUCCAUGACCUGCGAGGCCUGGGAGCCAAGAAGUUCUAUGGGAAGUUUUGUGCCGGCUCCAUCGACCAUAUCAGUAUUCGUCAGUUGCAGCUCAUCCUAUUCAAGGUGGCCUUGAUAUUGGGGGUUGAAAUCCAUGUGAAUGUGGAGUUUGUGAAGGUUCUAGAGCCUCCUGAAGAUCAAGAAAAUCAAAAAAUUGGCUGGCGGGCAGAAUUUCUCCCUUCAGAUCACUCUCUGUCGGAAUUUGAGUUUGAUGUCAUCAUUGGCGCGGAUGGCCGCAGGAACACGCUGGAAGGGUUCAGAAGAAAAGAAUUCCGUGGGAAGCUGGCUAUCGCAAUCACUGCCAACUUCAUCAACAGAAACAGCACGGCUGAGGCCAAGGUGGAAGAGAUUAGCGGCGUGGCUUUCAUCUUCAAUCAGAAAUUUUUUCAGGAUCUUAAAGAAGAAACAGGGAUUGAUCUAGAGAACAUUGUUUACUAUAAGGACUGCACCCACUAUUUUGUCAUGACUGCCAAGAAGCAGAGCUUGCUUGACAAAGGUGUCAUCAUUAAUGACUAUAUCGACACAGAGAUGCUGCUGUGUGCGGAGAAUGUGAACCAGGACAACCUGCUUUCCUAUGCACGCGAGGCUGCAGACUUCGCCACCAACUACCAGCUGCCGUCUUUAGACUUUGCCAUGAACCAUUACGGGCAGCCCGACGUGGCCAUGUUCGAUUUCACCUCCAUGUAUGCCUCCGAGAAUGCAGCCUUGGUGCGCGAGCGGCAGUCACACCAGCUGCUCGUGGCCCUCGUGGGCGACAGCUUGCUUGAGCCAUUCUGGCCCAUGGGCACUGGCUGUGCCCGUGGCUUCCUGGCAGCCUUUGACACUGCGUGGAUGGUGAGAAGCUGGGACCAGGGCACUUCGCCCCUGGAGCUUCUGGCUGAAAGAGAAAGUCUUUACCGACUGUUACCUCAAACGACCCCAGAGAACAUCAACAAGAACUUUGAGCAGUACACAUUAGACCCGGGGACACGGUACCCAAACCUCAACUCAAACUGCGUCAGGCCCCAUCAGGUGAAGCAUUUGUACAUUACUAAGGAGCUGCACCAGUAUCCUCUUGAGAGGCUGGGCUCAGUGAGGAGAUCCGUCGGCCUCUCCAGGCGAGAGUCAGACAUCCGGCCCAGCAAGCUCUUAACCUGGUGCCAGCAGCAGACCGAGGGCUACCAGCAUGUUAAUGUCACCGACCUGACCACAUCCUGGAGGAGUGGUCUGGCCCUGUGUGCCAUCAUCCACCGCUUCCGGCCUGACCUGAUCAACUUUGACUCUUUGAACGAAGACGACACUGUGGAGAACAACCAGCUGGCAUUUGAAGUGGCGGAGCGUGAGUUUGGCAUCCCCCCAGUGACCACAGGCAAAGAGAUGGCAUCGGCCCAGGAGCCCGACAAGCUCAGUAUGGUCAUGUACCUCUCCAAGUUCUACGAGCUCUUCCGGGGCGCCCCUCUGAGGCCUGUGGAUUCCUGGCGUAAAAACCACGAAGAGAAUGCCGACCUUGGCUUGGCCAAGUCAUCCAUUCCUCAUCACUAUCUCAACCUCACGUUUCCGAGGAAGAGGACUCCGCGAGUGGACAGCCGGACCGAAGAGAAUGACAUGAACAAGCGGAGGCGGAAGGGCUUCAACAACCUGGACGAGCCUUCAGCCUUUUCCAGCCAGAGCUUGGGCUCCAAUCAAGAGGGCAUUAAGGAAGGUGGAAAUCAGAACAAAGUCAAGUCCAUGGCAAGUCAGCUGCUGGCCAAGUUCGAGGAGAGCUCGCGGAACCCCUCAAUCCUGAGGCAGGAGCACCGUGUCUCAGGGAUAGGUAAGCCUAUACUGCGCUCUUCCUCUGACCCUCCUGUUAACUCUCGCUGUCCCAAGCCGGAGGAGCCCACACCCAGCCCAUCACCAACCCUGAAAAGGCAGUUCCCCUCCGUGGUUGUGACAGGGCAUGUGCUCCGAGAGCUAAAGCAAGUGUCUGCUGGUGGCGAGUGUCCAACCAGGCCCUGGAGAGCCCGAGCCAAGUCUGACCUGCAACUGGGUGGGCCAGAAAACCUUGCCAGCCUGCCUCCCACCUGCCCAGGAGCGCUGGCCCUCUCUGGGGUGCUGCGGCGGCUGCAGCAAGUAGAGGAAAAGGUUCUCCAGAAAAGGGCUCAGAACUUGGCCAACAGGGAAUUUCACAAAAAGAACAUUAAGGAGAAGGCGGCUCACCUUGCCUCCAUGUUUGGACACGGGGAUUUCCCACAGAAUAAACUACUCUCUAAAAGCCUGUCUCAUACUCAUCCUCCGUCUUCUCCCUCCUGCCUUCCAUCUCCUGAUUCAGCUGCUACUUCCUCUCCAUCAACUGUUGACUCUGUUUCUCCUGCCAGAAAGCUGACAGUAGGGAAAGUAUCCAGCGGAAUAGGGGCUGCAGCUGAAGUUCUGGUCAAUCUGUACUUGAAUGAUCACAGACCUAAGACUCAGGCCACCUCUCCAGACUUGGAGUCCGUACGGAAGACGUUUCCCCUGAACGUGGGUGGCAGCGACACCUGUUACUUCUGCAAGAAGCGCGUGUAUGUCAUGGAGCGGCUGAGCGCAGAGGGCCACUUCUUCCACCGGGAGUGUUUCCGCUGCAGCAUCUGUGCCACCACCUUGCGCCUGGCCGCCUAUGCCUUUGAUGUUGACGAAGGCAAGUUUUUCUGCAAGUCUCAUUUCAUUCACUGUAAGACCAACAGCCAGCAACGGAAGAGACGGGCAGAGUUGAAGCAACAAAGAGAGGAGGAGGGGAUGUGGAAAGAGCAGGAAGCCCCUCGGCUAGACCCUCCCGCGGAAAGUUCUUGCGCCGCCGCCGCCAUCGCCACACCGGAAGGCAGCCCCCCAGAUGAGCCAACCUCCCCCAAGAAGCCCAAGAGCGUUCCGGAGCUCGAGCCUGGGGAUAUGGCAGGUGGAGCUGCCUCCCCGCUGCCCUCUGAGUGGACCGCGGUGAGGAUCAGCCCCGGGGAGGAUGUGGUUGGACAGGACGUGCUGGCCGUGCGCGUCCUGGUCACCAGCGAUGACAGCAGCUCCGAUGCAGAGCCGGACCGUGGUGACAGUGAGGCCUCCAGUGCAGAGCCCUUUGACGAAAGACCCCGGCGGCCGGAACUCCACCUCCCAGCCUUCCUGAAGCCCCUCUCCCGGCAUAGCUCUCUGAGAGAGACCCUGACCGGGGCAGUCUCUCCACACGACCUUGGGGAGCCCGAAGCUGUGCCUGCUCUGCAGCGGGCCAAUAGUUUCCAAUGUCCAACUCCCAGCGAAUACCAGAGUGGGAGAAGAUUCCAGUGCAAUUUGAUACCAGUGAACCACAAAAUGACUGUGUCGCCUCCAAAGGAAGCUUGUCCUCCCCCACCUUCUCCUUCUCCACCCUCAUCUUCCUCAACUGGUGACCUGAACGCCCUGGGCAGUCCCUCCCUGCCUCAGGUGACAGCUUUCAACACCCCCUCACAGGUCUCCAGAGGUCAUUUCAGUCCAUCCACCCCCAUCUUUCUGAGGCGUGCCAAAGCCCAUGGACCACCCAAGGAUCUCCCCCUGCGUCUGCCUGGGCAGGUACUGGAGCGGACAGAAUACUGCCUGGUGAGGCCUGGUGGAGACAACCUCAAGAGCUCCAGGCCAUCCAGCCCUGCAGAGGUGGCUUCUGAUGGGUGUCAGGAGGCAGUGACCCCUCCUAGGGACAUCAGAAGCAUCCACAGCGGUCCACACCCCACUGAAGGGAAGGACAGGUGCUUGCCAGACCACCUGCUGUCUCCCUGGGCCGGAGAGAAGCCUGGAGAAGGGAGUACCAGACCCAGGAGGGUAGAGGAUGGUGGGUUAGAGCUGGCAGAGGAGAAGUCAGGCUUAAAGAAGUUGGUUCUCACUCCAGAGCAGAAGACUUGGUUGUUGGAUUGGAAUGACUCCAACCUUGAGAACUUGCAGCUGGAAACCGGGGCACGACUUCCCCAAAAGAACACUAAAAAUGGUACAGGAGGCCAUGUGCUGAAACCAGUCCGCCCCUUGCUGCUCCCUCAGGCAGAGAAAGAGACCUUGCCAGCCCAGAGACAGUCUCAGGAGAAGAUGGGGGCCCCAGCUGAACGGGCUCCUGGGGAGCGAAGCGUGGCCCCACCCAAGUCUCCACUGCGGCUCAUAGCCGACGCCAUCCGGAGGUCCCUGGAGCCGCUGCUCCCCAACUCUGACGGUGGGAGGAAGUCCUGGGCCAAGCCAGAGUCAAAGACUUUGCCCACUAGCCAGCCUCAUGCUCAUACUCGCUCAUUCAGCUUUCGGAAAAGCAGCUCCAGUAAAGACAGCGAUCAGCCAUCCCCCAAGAGAGACAUGGCAAGCAAGGCCUCAGCCUUCUUCUCCCUGGGCUCCCCGACUGCAAGGACUGCCCAGCCCUCCGCCCCGAGCCCUGCCGCCCCUGCGCUUUGCAGCCACAGCUUGCCCAGCCGCUCAUCCAAGGUGUUCCCUGCGCUUGUGUCCCCACCCUGCGGCAAGAUCGAAGAUGUCCCCACACUCCUGGAGAAAGUGAGUUUGCAGGAGACAGUCCCAGAUGCUUCCAGGGUUCCCAAGAAAAGGACCUCACUCUUCUCCUUCAGACUCAAAGACAAGUCUUUUGAGAGUGCCCUCCAAGAAUCUGGGCCAAGAAAGGACCCCCAAGACCUCUUCAGCAGCCCCAAGGGGAAGGCGCCGCCCAUGGGCAAUGCCCAGCCCCCAGAGAAGCAGGUGCAGCCAGUCAGUAGCACCUGCCUGGUGCAGAGGGUCCCUCCUCCUUCUCCAGAGAAAGAUGCAAGUCCCACGCAUGUCCCCACCAGAGCACAGGAGACAGGGACUGUCUCUUCCACCUCUUCCUCCUCCGCAGAUGAGGAAUUCCACCCCCAGCCUUCCUCAAGGUCAAAGGAGAGGAAGACACUCAGAAGAAGGAGGAAGCUGGAAAAAGCAACAAAACAAUUGGUUAAGCAAGAAGAAUUGAAAAGACUUCAUAAAGCUCAGGCCAUCCAGAGGCAGUUGGAGGAGGUGGAGGAGCGGCAGAGGGCUUCCGAGAUCCAGGGCGUGAGGCUGGAGAAGGCGCUGCGAGGAGAAGCAGAUUCAGGCACACAGGAUGAAGCACAGCUUUUGCAGGAAUGGCUUAAGCUGGUUCUGGAGAAGAAUAAAUUAAUGCGAUAUGAGUCAGAGCUCCUGAUCAUGGCCCACGAACUAGAACUGGAAGAUCAUCAAAGCAGACUAGAGCAGAAAUUAAGAGAGAAAAUGCUCCAGGAAGAGAGCCAGAAAGAUGAGAAUGAUCUGAAUGAAGAGCAAGAAAUACUCACAGAGAUGAUGCAAGUGAUUGAGCAAAGGGACAAACUGGUGGAUUCCUUAGAGGAACAACGCAUCAGAGAGAAGGCCGAAGACCAUCACUUUGAAAGCUUUAUAUUCUCUCGGGGCCGUCAGCUGAGCAGGAUGUGA
Molecule: messenger RNA, 5835 nt
Organism: Rangifer tarandus platyrhynchus (Svalbard reindeer)
Lineage: Eukaryota; Metazoa; Chordata; Mammalia; Artiodactyla; Cervidae
Source: the annotation of a GenBank genome assembly